GGCUCGCUGGCCCCGCCCCCUCUCUGGAGCUGGGAAUGACAGUGAGGAAGAGGAGGGGAGGUCUCCGGUGGUGUCCGAGCAGCAACUUUGCCAGAGAAACGGAGAAUCACCGACAGAAAGUCCGCGAAGCGAGUGGCGGAUAGGGCUCAGAGCUGUGCUGUGACCCGGCAAUUUCCCGGGGGAUUGAGUCGUGAGACAGAGGCCGAGGUCGCGCUGAAGCAGGUGACGGUGUCAUGGCUGCCUUCUUCACCGACUUACCCUCCUAAACAUCUCAGGAACAUAACCAUCGUAGAAACUGCCCGUCUGAGGAAUCGAAUCAAACGCACACAGUACAAGACGUGCGUGCAUGCGAGGGAUGACGACCUCCCAUCUGAAUGGCCAUGUUGCUGGAGAGGGAGGAGGAGAUGAAGAGGCGAGGGGAGGACAGCAGCACCGAGAAAUGGCCGUGGACUGUCCGGGAGACCUGGGCAGCCGAACGCUGCCUCUGCGACGCUCCGCUCAGCUGGAGAGGAUACGACAGCAUCAGGAGGACCUUCGGCGUCGUAGAGAAGAGGAGGGUCGGCAGCUGGAUCUGAACGCCUCACUCAGACUCAGGAACCUCUCCCAGAAUCCCUACAGCGGGAUCGACAACCCCACAUUCCUGCAAGACACACCGCAGCUGCCAGCGCUCAGCAGCCAGCACACACACGCGCUGCUGGAGUUGGAGGAGCUGCUGCUGUCGCUGAAGCAGGUCCGGGGCAGCCUGUCGGACCAGCAGAGUCACAAUGACAUCGAGUUGGUCCUCGCUCUGCUGAACAAGUCGGACUUCCAGUCGGCGCUGAAGAUCCACAAUGCCGUGGCCAGCAGCAUGCACCGACCGUCUCCGCCGUACCCCAACACGCAGCAGGCGCUUCCACUCGCCAUGGAGUUUGCUCUGCAGGGGGCGACGGUGCGGAAUGAAAUGGACAGCGUGGUGAUCAGUCGGAUCGUUCGCGGGGGCGCCGCUGAACGAAGCGGGCUUCUGUCUGAAGGAGACGAAAUCCUGGAGAUUAACGGCAUCGAGAUCCGAGGCAAAGACGUCAACCAGGUGUUUGACAUCCUGGCCGACAUGCACGGCCUCCUGACCUUCGUGCUGAUUCCUAGCAAUCAGAGCAAACCUCCUCCCGUCAAAGAGAGUGUGGUCCACGUGAAGGCUCAUUUCGACUACGACCCCUCGGACGACCCCUACGUGCCGUGCAGAGAGCUCGGCUUGUCCUUCCAGAAGGGAGAUAUCCUGCACAUCAUCAGCCAGUCCGACCCCAACUGGUGGCAGGCGUACCGGGACGGAGACGAGGAUAACCAGCCGCUCGCCGGCCUGGUGCCAGGGAAGAGUUUCCAGCAGCAGAGAGAAGCCAUGAAGCAAACCAUAGAAGAAGACGAGCCCGAGAAGUCCGGGAAGCUCUGGUGUGGGAAGAAGAACAAGAGGAAGAGGAAGAAGCUGCUGUACAACCCUCACAGGAACGACGAUCUCGAUAAUGAAGAAAUUCUCACCUAUGAGGAGAUGGCGCUGUACCACCAGCCGGCCAAUAGGAAGCGGCCGAUUGCUCUGAUUGGUCCGAGUGGCUGUGGGCAGGAACAGCUCAGGCAGCGGCUGCUCAACAGUGAACCAGAGCGCUUCGCUGGAGCUGUGCCUCACACGACGCGGAGCCGUCGCGAGGGCGAGCAGAGCGGUCGGGACUAUCACUUUGUUUCUCGGCAGACCUUCGAGGCUGAGCUGGCGGCUGGGAAGCUGAUCGAGUCCGGAGAGUUCGAGAAGAAUCUGUACGGGACGAGUACGGACUCGGUGAGACAGGUCAUCAACACCGGGAAAAUCUGCGUGCUGUGUCUGCACACACAGGCUCUGAAGGUGCUGAGGAGUUCAGACUUGAAGCCUUACAUCAUCUUCAUAGCUCCGCCCUCCCAGGAACGACUGCGAGCUUUAUUGGCUAAAGAAAACAAGAACCCCAAGCCCGAGGAGCUGCGUGACAUCAUCGAGAAGGCGCGUGAGAUGGAGCAGGGCUCCGGUCACCUGUUCGACUCCAUCAUCGUGAACACGGAUCAGGACAAAGCUUUCACCGAGCUGCUGAGACUCAUCAACAAGCUGGACACGGAGCCGCAGUGGGUGCCCUGCUCCUGGCUGCGCUGAA
Messenger RNA from Pundamilia nyererei, 2144 nucleotides. Its product is annotated as MAGUK p55 subfamily member 5-A-like. The transcript has 15 exons. Bases 347 to 2143 code for a protein of 598 amino acids. Gene Ontology annotation, molecular function: protein binding. The record is from RefSeq and is a predicted model, not a curated record. Lineage: Eukaryota; Metazoa; Chordata; Actinopteri; Cichliformes; Cichlidae.